AUGUCUGUGCCAGCCUUUCAGCGGCUGCGUCGUGGCGCAACGGAAGUCGAGGAUGCAAGUACAGGCAAGUUAGGCCCUGUUGUAGAAUUUCAGGAUGCCGGUUGUUUGCUCGUCUCGGAGGUGCAUUUGUUCUUUUCUCGGCCAGGGGAGUCGUCGGAUCGAGAUGAUGGACUUUCGGCUGUUACCCAAAAAACAAAGGAGUAUGUCGAUGAAUUCAGUCGAUACAAGGAUCAGUCGACGAUCCGUGAAGUGCGUGCUUUGUUGAUUAAGCAUGCAGCUCAGCCCGAUAUGGAAGACGAGGAUGAAAAGGGCUUACAGCUCACGCAGUUUGAAAUGGCGCAACUGGCAAAUCUGUCAGUGACAGACAUUGACGAGGCGCGCACUCUCAUACCUACACUCGCAAGCAAAGAUGAUGCGCAGCUAGAAUCGCUUCUUCACGAACUGACGGCCAUCCGGUCCUUCACAUAA
Molecule: messenger RNA, 468 nt
Organism: Malassezia globosa CBS 7966
Lineage: Eukaryota; Fungi; Basidiomycota; Malasseziomycetes; Malasseziales; Malasseziaceae
Exons: 5
Coding region: 1-468 (155 amino acids)
Biological process (GO): transcription initiation at RNA polymerase II promoter
Cellular component (GO): RNA polymerase II, core complex
Molecular function (GO): nucleotide binding; translation initiation factor binding
Source: RefSeq, a predicted model, not a curated record